Salmo salar (Atlantic salmon) is the source of this 4662-nucleotide messenger RNA. RefSeq names its product C-Jun-amino-terminal kinase-interacting protein 4. NCBI's taxonomy places the organism in Eukaryota, Metazoa, Chordata, Actinopteri, Salmoniformes, Salmonidae. Gene Ontology annotation, cellular component: cytoplasm. Gene Ontology annotation, molecular function: MAP kinase scaffold activity; JUN kinase binding; kinesin binding. Gene Ontology annotation, biological process: vesicle-mediated transport. The record is from RefSeq and is a predicted model, not a curated record.
GAACUGGAAUUCUGUCAACUGGGUCAAAAUUAAACCACACCCCCUUCUUCAAACUCGCUGUAGGAGUAAUUGAUAUCUUCAUCAAAGUAAACGACUGGAAUAUUACCCGUUUCAACAAAUUAUAUACAAGUUUUGGGAACUAAAGAGACUCAAAGAAUGGGCACCAAACCCCCCCCUGCUAUUAGCUACAUCUACGGCUAGAGCAGAGGAAGAGGCAUUAAGGGGAAUAGGGGGGUCAUUUACUGUAGAAAUGGAGGAAGGACCAUGUACAGUAGAGAGCUGGAGGAAAUUGGAGUAGACAUGAGUGUGAGAGGUCUAGAUAAACUAGGUGGGUAGGUAUUUAUAUAUGAGGUAGAAGUGUAUUGACAGGCACACAGUUCAUAUACUCAUAUCAGCUGAGACCCAUUCGCUUAUAGACAGAGAGAUAGAGAGGGAUGGAGUGUGGAGAGAGUAUCCUGUGUGGGUCUGGGGAGCUGGAUCUGGACCCUGACAUUGUGAGUGAAGAGGCCGGGAAACUGUACUCAGAACUACAGACAGUGAUAGAGACCCAUGGCGUAGGGGUUGUGGAGUCCCUGGUGCCCAUCCUUGUAUGGGUCCUGGAGGGCCUGGCCAGCUGCAGAGCCCAGCUCAGAGAGAGGGAGGAGGAGGCUGAGAGAGAGAAAGGAGAGAGAGAUGAGCUGUUGGAGAGAUACCAGAGUGAGAAACUACUGAGGAGAGAGAGCCAGGAGCGGUAUCUGGAGUUGGAUGACCAGAUUGAGCAGGAGCGGAGGACGAUGAGGGGAAGAGAGAAAGAGAGAGAGAGGAGGGAAAAAGAACUGGAGAUAAAGGCCAGAGAGCAGGCUGACCAAUUGGUGGCCUUGGAGGAACAGAGGGCUGGACUGGGCAGAGAGUUGAACACACUGAAGCACACUCACAACAAGUUGGUGCUCAGUUAUAAGGAUCUGCUGGAGAGGAAAAGGGAUCUAGAGAGAGAGGGAUCUCCACUAAGUAACCAUGUGCGCUCCAAGAAUUCACAAUCUACCCAGGGCCAGUCAGAAUCCUGUGUUAGCGGGCAGGAGCUAACUGAUCAAAGGCCAGAAACACCUCCUAAUUCUUUCCUGUUGGAAGAACCGGUAACCAAGGACGAUAGAGGGAUUGACAUUGUCGUAAAGCCAGACAGAGAUGCGUCCUUCAUCAAUGACAUCAUAAGCUCCACCCCUGAGCUGGCAAAGUUUCAUGGCCUUAUGAAGGCCAGCACCCCGGUCCGAGCAGACGCCAAAGAGCCAGUCAGAGACGAGACCAAGACCAGCAUGGGGGAAGAAAUUAAGGAGGUGGAGGAGAAGGAAGGAGAGGAGGAGGAGGAGAAAAAAGAGGAAGGAGCAAAGCAGGAGAAGGAGGAUGAGGAGGAGGAUAUGGAUAGUCUGGAAUGGGAGCUAAGGAACACGGAAUCUGUGUUCUCAGAGCUGUCAGAGCUGAGUCGGGAAUACAUAGAGAGUGUGGACCAGGGGGCCAGUGUCAGAGGCAGCACCGACCAGUUUGAGGAGAUUCUUUCUCAGUAUGAGGACCUGAAACACACCCAUGAGUUAGUGAAUGCGGCCCGGAAAGCACUGAUCUCUCGUGUGGAGGAGCUGACCAAUGAGAGGUCAGCUCUUAAGGUGGAGGUGACUUCCUGCCAGGAGACUGUCACCCGAUUGGAGGGAAGGAUGAAGGAGAUGGAGGAGGAAACCAAGAGACUUCGGAAAGAACUGGAAGCAAAUCAAUCAGAUGAUGAUUCCUCCCUGCCCAUAUCGCUGCGUCGGUUCUCUCGUUCGGAGAUGUCCCGUGUUGUCAUGGAGAAGAACCAGUAUAAGGAGCGUUUGUUUGAGCUGCAGGAGGCUGUAAGACGCAGUCAGGCCAUUCGGGCCACCCAAGAAGAGAGAAUCACGGAGAGAGAGAGGACUAGUGUGUGGAGAAGAUUCAACCGUUUGUUUGGCCUGAACAAGAACCCCUUGGUUCCAUCUGCUGCUCUAGCGCUGGCCCUGCCGACGUCCCCGUCCCUCACUCACUCACCAAUGGGGUCUCCACGGCAACUGGCUGUCAGUACGACUCAGACAGAGUACGUUGAUAUGAUGAUAAUGGGAUUACAUGUCUUUGGAGCUCUUUCCAACUGCUCAAAGUGCUUUACAUUUGGUGCCUCCCCUGCUACAGCCCUGUCUCCGCGGGUCAGGAGGAGGGAGCUGUACAGAGACAUCCGCUCCCAUGUCUGGGGAACCCUGGGAAAACGCCAGGUUCACGGCUGGAGCAUGCCGCUGUCACACACACAGGAUUCCUCAGAUCGGACCCCUGAGCCCAAAGAUGUGCCUGUCCUAGUGCAGCUCAGACUGCUGGACCAGAGAGAUUCUACAGCCAAGCUAAACUGUGCUGUUGCUGUCACACCUGAGAUCUCAGGCGAGACAACGUGUGCUGUGUGGGUGGUCUCUGGUCCCGCCUCCAGUAGUGAUGUCACAGUGAUCAACCCUGCACGGUCCAAUACGGUGCUGGAUCAGUUCAGCCUCCCGCCCACCUCGCCCGCCCUAUGCAUCUGUGCUGUGCCCCCUACUGGUGAGACCUCAGGAACUGUGUGGAUUGGAACUCAGGAAGGAAGUGUAUUGGUCCACUCCGCAUCCACAGCUAGGAGGCGCUGUCUGCAGUCUAUCUCUCUGUCUGAGGGUGUGCACUCUCUCACGUAUUCACAGGGUCAAGUCAUUGCUGGAUUUGCCAAUGGGACGCUUGCAUUCUUCUCGCACAACCCAGGUGGAUGGAAUCUCCAAUCACAUGAGGUUUUGCCUCUGGGAUCAACUCCACUGCAGCCCAUUCGCUGUUGCCUAGCGAAGGGGGCGUGCUUAUGGGUAGGAUAUUGGAAUCGGGUUCAUGUGGUCGAUGUCGAGAAUAGAAAAGUGGAGCAAACUUUAACCGUCUCGGAGCGCAGUGAGCAGCAGGUGCGUUUCCUGUGUGCGGCAGGAAGUGGUGUGUGGACGUCCUGCCGGCUCGACCCUACACUCAGGCUUUUCGAUUGGUCCACUGGCCGGCUCCUGCAGGAUGUGGAUCUCACCCCUCUGGUCACCAAAACACUGGGCCCUGCCUUCUUGUCUCUCUCCCCGCUGCAGAUCUCCUCCCUCACCGUCAUCUCUGGCCGGCUGUGGGUGGGAACAGGAAGUGGCGCCAUCUUCUCCAUCCCUGUGUCUCUCAGUUCAGAGUCUGCCUCUAUACCAUACUGCUCUUUGGCGGCAGCACAACUGUGUUACCAUGGACACCGCCAGGCUGUCAAGUUCAUCAUUGCUGCACCUGGCUGUGGGACCAGCUCCUCUACAAUAGGAGGCGGUGCUGUGACUCUAGUCUCUACCUCUCAGCUCAUCCUCAGUGGAGGAGAGGGCUACAUCAACUUCCGCAUCGGCGACGACGCGAAUGACGGCGCACCCGAAGCUGCCCCGCUGCGAUCAGACCGCAGUCACAUGAUCAUCUGGCAGAGCCCCACCCCCUCCCUGCCCAGCUCCGCCCUUUGACCACAUCCAGUCUAGAAUGAGACAAGGAAGGAUUAGACAGAGAUGUCAUACAAGAGACCAGGAAGUACAAAUGGGAGCCAUGUUUUAAUGGGCUUCAUUCACUAGGAGUUCCAUUUGGAUAUUUGUUCUAGAAUCUUGGGAUUAAAUUAAGACAUCACAGCUUAAUCCUUCUUGUCUCACUCUGUUAUCCAGUUGCUACCCUCAUCCCCUUGACUAAACCUUUCACCUGAUUAAGCCAGUCUCCUCGAUGUGUGCCUUAAUGUGAUUUGACAAUCGUUGCUGUGAGAUUGGUCAUUGUACAAUGUUUUGUGUUUUUUGUGAAACAUGUUUCCUCAUCAUGGUAAUCAUAUAUGGGCAGCAGGUAGCCUAGCGGUUAAGAGCGUUGGGCCAGUAACCCAAAGAUCGCUGGUUUCAAAACCUGAGCCGACUAGGUCAAAAAUUGGUCUGUGCACAUGAGCAAGGCGCUUAACCCUAAUUGCUCCUGUAAAUCGCUCUGGAUAAGAGCGUGUGCUAAAUGACUCAAAUGUAUAUAUCAUCAUCACUGUAGCAAAGUAUUUUACAGUAAGAGUCAUCAUCUCUGACUUUUGGUUGGUCAGUUAAGAAUAGUUUGGGUUUGUUUUAACCACAAAAGAUGCACACUCAGUAGCAUAUCAUUCCAUGACGUUGGCACAAGGUCAUUAUACCCUUGUUCAAACUUGUUUACAUUGAUACUGAGAUGUAGUGUUGAAGCUGCUGGGUUCCUAAUAACUAUUGUUGCAUAAGACCCUGGCCUUCAGUUCCCAUUGCAUGCUGGGUAAAUCUACAGCGUAAUUGCACUUUAUUAUCGUGUGUGUGUGUGUGUGUGUGUGUGUCUCUUAAAUCUUUUGAAAUGAUUGGCUAAUCCUCUUAAAGAUCCCAGAGAAAUUAUCUUAUGUCUGCUCGUCAUGACUUUGUGAAACACAAAUGGUUUGUUAAAACAAAAAAAUGUAAGUUUUCAUUUGCAGAGCGAUAAGGGAGUGGAAGCCUCAAAAGAUACUUAAAAGUAUUUUAUGCAGUAUUUGAAAGUGUGUUUAUGUGUGUGAUUCAUGUCUGAAAAUGUUAAUCAUAACUGGACUCUAUGCAAGAAUCUAUGUAUCUACUUAAAUCAUAUGAAAAAUAAACUUUGGGAAAUACUUUCAUAAAA